This is a messenger RNA of Sclerotinia borealis F-4128, 3429 nucleotides long. NCBI's taxonomy places the organism in Eukaryota, Fungi, Ascomycota, Leotiomycetes, Helotiales, Sclerotiniaceae. The record is from the annotation of a GenBank genome assembly.
AUGAAUUUCAUCUUCCUUGGGGUUUUCUCAACUCUUCUCGUUCUUCAAUCUUAUGUUGUUGCCAUCGAAGCAGCUUCGUACCAGUCGUACCCUCCCGAUGCAGUAGACAAACUAGCAGCAAAAGGCCUAGCGAAGCUUGCGGCAUUUCAAGCUGCACAUGAUCCAAAUAACACUUGCACGAUUAAAACCGCUAUAAAGCGCCGCGAAUGGAGUGACCUCUCGGGAGCAGAUCGAAUUGCGUAUACAAAUGCCGUUCUUUGUCUGCAAUCAAAACAACCGAUCACGCCUCACGAAGUAGUCUCUGGUGCACGAAGUCGCUUUGAUGAUUUUGUUGCUACUCAUAUAAAUCAGACUUUAUCCAUUCAUGGAACGGGCAAUUUCUUGGGCUGGCAUAGAUACUACGUGCAUACGUAUGAAAAAGCACUUCGUAAAGAAUGUGGAUAUAAAGGGUAUCAACCGUACUGGAAUUGGGGGAAAUAUGCUGAUGACCCACUACGCUCCCCAUUAUUUGAUGGAAGUCCCACUAGCAUAAGUGGCAAUGGCCUGUACUACAAUCACACUGGUGUCCUUCUUCCAGGAGCGCCAGCUCCAUUCAACAUCAUACCACCUGGUGUCGGCGGCGGAUGUGUAACCACAGGCCCUUUCAAGAAUAUGACUGUUCACCUUGGCCCAGUUGCUGGAACAAUCUCAGGCACGCCAGUGAACGCACAAGCCGACGGGUUCGGCUACAAUCCACGAUGUCUACGCCGCGACGUAAAUGUCCAUAGCGCCGCGGUUACGAAAACAAACUAUACUUAUGACCUCAUAACGAACCCUUCGAAUGCAGAUAUAUACUGGUUCGAGACUGACAUGCAAGGGCUGUUGAGCAAGGGGGAAUGGGGUGUUCACACAGGAGGGCAUUAUACAGUGGGGGCCGACCCGGGCGGUGACUUCUUUACAUCCUCGGGUGACCCAGCUUUCUACCUUCAUCAUGGGAUGAUAGAUAGAGUUUGGUGGAUAUGGCAAAUGCAGGAUUUGGCUAAACGACAAAAUGCCAUCUCAGGAACGAUUACCAUGAACAACAGUCCUCCCGGUAGAAAUACUACGUUGGAAGAUCUACAGGAUGUUGGAUAUAAUGCAGGUCCUGUGCCGUUGAAGGAUUUGAUGAGCACACUUGGUGGUCUGAAUGGGGAAUUGUGCUAUAUUUAUGUCACCAUCAUGGCAACCAACACAACCUCGUCCGUCUCGUCUAUUCGUAGAUUCGUCUCCUUCGCAGGCGGUCUCCUAUCCCAGAUACCAAUAAUCAACAAUCUAUCAUCAUCUUCGUCAGCUGGUACGACUCCUAGACCCUACAUACCCUUUGGCAAUGCGCCUUCUUGUCCAUCGAACUCUCCUCUCUCCUGCCACAACAGCACCACUGCCCCAGAUUCCUGCUGCUUCAUCUAUCCCGGUGGGCAGCUUCUCCAGACGCAGUUUUGGGAUUACAGCCCUGCAAUAGGUCCUGUUGACAGUUGGACCCUCCAUGGUCUUUGGCCUGAUCUAUGCGAUGGUUCAUAUCCAACCUAUUGUCAUGAAACCCCACGAUACCACAAUAUAACCUCGAUCCUCACCGCCGCUUCCCAGACCGAUCUCCUCUCCUACAUGCACGAAUAUUGGCUCCCCAACCGAGGUUCCGCUGAAACCUUUUGGGAACAUGAGAUGAACAAACACGGAACUUGUGUGAACACCCUCGCGCCAUCUUGCUAUGGCGAUGGAUAUGAAGCCGGUGAUGAAGUUGUAGAUUUCUUUACCAGAACGGUGAAAUUAUUCAAAGAAUUGGAUACUUAUACAGCGCUUGAGAAGGCGGGGAUUGUGCCAAGUUAUACGGCUACUUAUACGGAGCGUCAGAUACAAAGUGCGUUAACAGCGGUUACGGGUAGCGAGGUUGUGUUGGGUUGUUCGUAUGGGAGGUUGAAUCAGGCAUGGUAUAGUUUCAAUGUCAAGGGGAGUUUGCAGUUGGGAGAGUUUGUGGCUACCGCUCCGGCGGGAAAAGGUGGGAGAGGUACUUGUCCUAGGAGAGGGAUCAAUCCAAUUGCUAAAUUCCCCGGACCUAAAUUGGCUGCUGUCUCCAUAUUAUAUGAAAUAUAUCAUGAAAUCAUCUUGGGAGGACAAUACACCUUCAAGAUUCGAAAGCUCCACGAGGAAUAUGGACCAAUUAUACGCAUCAAUCCAUGGGAGCUUCAUGUUAAUGAUCCGGACUAUUACGACGAAUUGUACGUCGCCCGGGGAAAGAAACGCGAUAAAUAUCUUUACUAUACCCAACAAUUCGGUAAUUCUGAAUCAAUGAUUGGGACUGUCUCUCAUGACCAUCACCGUCUCCGCCGAGGAGCUAUGAACCGCUACUUUUCCAAAGCCAGUGUUAUUCGCCUCGAACCUCUGAUCCAAAAACAUGUGGAUUCACUUGCCUUGCGUCUCGAUUCAUAUCGGGAUACCAAGAAGCCAGUCAACCUCUCGUGGGCCUUUUCGUGUUUUACCAAUGAUGUUAUUUCGGAAUAUGCGUUGGGGAAAUCACAUAAUUAUGUCGUGAAUUCCGAGGAUUUUUACACGGAUUUCCAUGAGGCAAUUGUGAAUAUUAGCAAGAUAUCACAUAUUCUCAAAGUUUUCCCCUGGAUCUUUCGGGCGCUGCAGAAUAUGCCGAUGUGGGCUGUAAAACUACUCGAUCAGAAAUAUGUUAGUACUGUGGAGUUGCAAAUGAACAUGCAAGCUCAAGUUGGUGCUAUCAUCAGUGGGAAGAAUACCGAUUACGAACGCUCCUCCCAUCCAACAAUCUUCCAUGAAAUACUCUCGAGCGAUCUACCACCAUUUGAGAAAUCUUUAGAUCGUCUCUGGCAAGAAGGACAAACAAUCAUAGGAGCCGGUACCGAAACUACAGCUUGGACUUUAUCCGUGAUUACCUACUAUGUUCUCGCUAACCCUGAUAUUCUGUCGAAACUUCUUGCUGAAAUGGAGGGGAAAAGUGGAUUGAAGGAAUUAGAGCAGUUACCCUAUUUGACGGCUGUGAUACAGGAAGGAUUGCGAUUGAGUUUUGGAGUUGUGGCUCACUUGCAGAGAGUAUCUCCCGAUCAGGUAUUGAGAUAUAAAGAUUGGGAAAUUCCCCCUGGUACCCCAGUAUCAAUGUCAUCCUUCCUUCAACAUCUCGACCCUCGUAUCUUCUCCUCCCCAACAACAUUCUCCCCGGCCCGCUUUCUCGAAAACCCAUCUCUAUGCAAAUACGUCGUAAGUUUCAGUAAGGGAUCGCGUCAAUGCUUGGGGAUAAAUCUAGCUUGGGCGGAAUUAUAUCUAUGUGUUAAGGGGAUUGCUGGGGGUUUGGACUUGGUGUUGCAUGAUACGGAUUUGGGCGAUGUGGAGUGUACGAGUGAUUAUUUUUUGCCGGCGAAUAGUGGGAGGGGGGUGAGGGUUUUGGUUGGGUAA